AUGCAGACGCAGUCCCGUCUCAUCAUGAACCCCAACGGCGGCGUCGCCGGCUACGAGCCCGCGGCGGCCGACGAGCAGCACGAGGCGGUGCUGAGGGAGCUGACGCACGGGCACCAGCUGACGGCGCACCUGCAGGCGGAGGCGCUGCGGGCGCUGCGCGGGCAGGGCCAGGCCGAGGCCACCGCCACAUUCAUCCUGCAGGAGGUGUCCCGCGCCUUCUCCGUCUGCAUCAACAUCAUGGGCGGCUCCUCCCCGGCCGCGACCCCGACCACGCCGCCACCGGACGCGGCGGCCGUCGUUGCCAGCGGCGCCGCGAGCGGGCGCCGUGCUAGAGAUGACGGCGUCCCGAGAAAAGUAACAGUGACUUCCUCGCCGUACUCGGACGGGUACCAAUGGAGGAAAUACGGCCAGAAGAGGAUCAUGAGGACAAGCUUCCCAAGGUGCUACUACCGAUGCUGCUACCACCGCGAGCGCAGCUGCCCGGCCACGAAGCUGGUGCAGCAGCAGCCGCCGCAGCAGCGCGGCGACGGCGAGCAGACGAUGUACACCGUCACCUACGUCCACGAGCACACGUGCCACAACAUGGCGCCGCCCGAGCCCGAGGCGGCGGCACGUAGCUCCACGCCCGACCCGCUAGGCUUCUCUUCCGGGCUGCAACCGAGGCAGCAGCAGUGGGGCGGCGCCGGCCUGGACCGCGGCUCCAAGGACGAGCUCGAGCGGCAGGCGCUCGUGUCGUCCCUCGCCUGCGUGCUGCAGGGCCACCACCAGAGCUACCCCGGGUCCGGGGCCGGCACGCCGGACGGAUCGCCCUCGCAGGCCCGCGCCGGCGACUGCCCGUCCGCGUCCGGUCUCUCGCUCGAUGCGUCCGACGACGUGGGGCUGGACGUCACGGACUACGGCGUGACGGACGCGCUGUAUUUCGCUGCGUCCUCGUCGUAUGGGCCAGGCGGCGACGGCAUGAUUCCUUGA
Molecule: messenger RNA, 969 nt
Organism: Triticum turgidum subsp. durum (durum wheat)
Lineage: Eukaryota; Viridiplantae; Streptophyta; Magnoliopsida; Poales; Poaceae
Source: the annotation of a GenBank genome assembly